Molecule: messenger RNA, 2778 nt
Organism: Alternaria triticimaculans
Lineage: Eukaryota; Fungi; Ascomycota; Dothideomycetes; Pleosporales; Pleosporaceae
Exons: 3
Coding region: 1-2778 (925 amino acids)
Source: RefSeq, a predicted model, not a curated record
AUGGCCUCCACACCCACCCUGCGCCAGUUCAGCGCGUGUCUGAGAUGCGUGCGACAAAUACCAAGCGCCAAUGGCACCCGCCGACUCCUCUCCACCUCGGCGGCCGUCCGUGAAGAGGUGCAGACACAACCCACGAAUGCGACUCCCCCUCCACCGCCGUCGAACCCUCCGGAAGGCGCUGCUCAAAAGGCCGGCUCCCAAGAUACUCCGGAAUACAUGCAGAAAUGGGGCACGCUAGACCCCCAGAUGGUGGAGAACAAGAAGCAGGAGCGCCGAUUGCUGCGGAGAGAACAUGUCCAGCCCGUUGGAUCCCGUCGUCGCCGUGCCACCCUUCGUCGGUCGACCCUGCAAAAGACCGACGAGGUCCCAUUCGAACAGCUGCCGUACCAAUGUUUCCAGGAGGCGAGGAAGGUCUUGUUGGAAGACAGGCAGGAGAAGAUCAAGGAAAUCAAGGUUCAGCAGGAGCGGAUAAAGAACCUAAUGGCGCAAGACGCAAGCAUCAGUGGAGGCCCGGCAGCCAAGGAGCACAGACUGCGGAGCAUGAGGAAGCACCUGAAUGACCUGAUCAUCCUGGCCGACAUCAACGACCCUGUUGUGAAGCGAAAGUUUGAGGACGGACAGGGUGACAUGAACAAGCCCAUAUACCGCUAUCUUGCCGACCGGAAAUGGCGCCAGUAUAAGCGUCUUGUGCUCGAACAACGCGUUACGCAACUUGCCAUCAUUCCCGAUCUUCUCCCGUCUCUCGACUUGGUUGCAGACAUCGAUCUUGGCUUCGGACGGAAGCCAGUCGCGCCCGGUGACUUCGUAGACUCCGCCAUUAGCGAAAAGAUGCCUCGACUCAAUGUUCAGACCUUCACACCUGGUGAGAAGCUCGUCACUGUGGUCGUAGUAGACGCAGAUGUACCAGUUCCAGAGAAGGACAGCUUCACCUACCGAUGCCACUUGAUCGCCUCCAACAUCUCCAUCUCGCCUAACAGCACUUCGAUACCACUCCAGCGUAUCGCCCAAGAGGACCAGAAGACCGAGGAUCUCAGUGCCAAGAAGAUCGCACUACCCUGGUUAGCACCCUGGGCCCACAAAGGAGCGCCUUACCACCGCCUAGGUAUCUUUGUAUUCGAGCAGCAUGACAACCAGCCGCUCGACGUCACCAAGAUCAACAAGGCCAAGCGCAUGGGAUUCAACCUUCGUAGCUUUGCCGAUUCGAACAAGUUGAGCGCAAUCACUGCUACGCUGUUCAGGACGAAGUGGGACGAGAGCAUGGAGGGUGUCAUGGGGCGUAAUGGUCUGAAGGAUCAGAUCGCUGUAGAGUUCAAGAGGAAGAGAGUGGAGCCACUGCCCUACAAGAGGCGCACUGAGCGCAUGCGGCCUGGUCCAGACCCGAGGGAACGGGACGAUUCCGAAUGCUACGUUGAUCAGGUCGCCUACUGGAAGGAGCGAUGUCAACAGGCCGAGGACGAAUGCGGCAGGCUUCGGGGUAUCAACAUCAAACUCGAACGAUCAAAUCACCUACUGUCGGGCCUCUCCGGACCUGUCCCCGAUGUUGAUACAAGCAUGCUGAUGGCGCCGACUGCAUCGCCAAAGAGAUCUAAGCCAUCGAUACAAGCACAGAAACAGUGUCUACAACCGGCCGCUGCUGCCCAGGAGACCAUCGAUAAUGAUAUGGACUUCCUGGAUGUGCUCGGUAAAGACGGCUCGAAUCUCACGGAAGCUUUGUAUACUACACACUCGCUAUGCAGGAGUGAAGAGCCGGACGCCGAAACACUGUGCCACAAUCUAGUAAGAGUUGCUUCGAGUAUCGGCAAAGUCAUAUGCAUAGUCGCCCAGAACUACGAACAACUGUCACGUCGAGGGCGGAGGACACUGGAAGCCAUGUCAUUGGACCGAGACAAAUCUGACUUUGCCAUCGCUUUAUCCGUCUGCGCAAGAGCUUUCAUGUCCUUACUUGUUGGUACCAACAAACUCAUGGAGGCAAACGCAGAUGCACGUCUCACAAGUCUGAUCGUUUGCGGGGUGGCAGACAUGUUCAACGCCGGAUUGCAAUCAAUCGAGGCCUCGGCGCGAAGGACAGCGCAAAAUUUCUGGUCGCAACCGCCCUCGCCAAAGAAGACGAAAACCAAGACGCCGCCUUCCACUAUCAAAGAGUCGCCGCCGGCUAGAGCAGUCGCCCACUUGCUGAUCAGUCUCCUUGGAUUCCUUGAGAAAACGGAUCCCGUGCAUCAGAAGAUCUUCGAUGGCUUCGUUUUCGUUUUGUUCGAACGUGUUGGCAAGAGAUUGUAUUACUUUACAUUUGGACAGCACCGCAGCACGUCCAUCGAUGGCAACAUCUUACCGCCAACCGAGCCGAGAGAUGAGACAGAAGAGACAAGGCGAGAUACCGAUGCCCUUGGAACGCGCCUGGAAGUCAAAGCUCUUGUGUUGAUACUUGAACGCGCCAUGGGGCUAGCUCCAAACCAUAUGAACCCCCAGAAUGCUCGUCCAAGCCAGACGUCAAAUCGUCCGGUCCGUACUUUGAGCACCAAAACUCCCGUCACGAGUACCAGGGCGCGCCUAAGUCCGCUUGCAAAAGAUCGCUUGCAACGAACACUCGUUGCAUGUAUGUAUGGAAAUAACACGGACGAUGAGUUUCUGGACGUUCUCACGAAGCCGUUGCCAGCCAUGCGGCUGAGCUCCCUACAAAAUGUGGCUGAAAUUGACGACAAAGAUGUGGAGACUUGGUAUAAAGAGGAGAUUUGGCGACUUGUCGGCUGGGAUGUGCUAGCCAGAGAGGGCGCGUGGUGA